Molecule: messenger RNA, 780 nt
Organism: Symbiodinium necroappetens
Lineage: Eukaryota; Dinophyceae; Suessiales; Symbiodiniaceae
Source: the annotation of a GenBank genome assembly
AUGCCACCGGCGGACAAAGAAGCCGCCAUCGAGCUGCUGUCCGAGUGUGGCGGCAGGUGGGCCUAUGUCCAGUUGCUCUUAGACAUUUCUUCCUCGCUCAUCGUUCCAUGCACCGCUUGGUCUACCACGCCUUGGAUCUUCGGAGCCUUCGGUCCGAUGGUGAUUGUAUCCUUGGCUCAGCAAGAGCAAGGUGGUCCCUGGCAGACUUUGCUGGGUUCGGUGCUGCCGGUGCUGAUGUUCUUGCCUUCUGGGCGAUUCCCACAACUCUCACGUUAUCGGAUGCGACUCGGCGCAUGCGCCCUCUUGGCUGCAGCCAUCGCGCAGCAGAUCAACCUGACUACCUAUUGGCAAAUGUCACGGAGACCUGCCUUGGUAUCGACGGACAAGCUGUCGCACACAGGCAGCCGCACCAGGAAUCUGUGGCACUUGACCGACAUGCAUGCUUGCCGAGACAUGAAUGCUGCAGACUCGUCCAAAGCAACUCGCCUUCGGCAGAUCAAGCUGCAUUUGUUCAUUCUGGGAGCUGUGGAAGCUCCUGUGCUCCUUCUGUUGCAGUACUAUGCCUCGUAUUACCUCUGUGCCAGUGGCAUUUAUGCGAUGGCCUCGGUCACUCUGUCGUCAUUGCUUAGCCUCUGCACCACUGCAGAUGCAGCCUACGGCCUGCUUUUCGUAGACCCCACAGCCCGGCACAUCCGUGAGCGUGUCCACCAGCUUCAGGCCCUCACAGAGGCUGGAGUUGACAUGAACGAGCAUGAGACCACCACCAUAUUGGAAAUCUGA